Messenger RNA from Laccaria bicolor S238N-H82, 246 nucleotides. RefSeq lists its product as uncharacterized. The transcript has a single exon. The coding region runs from base 31 to 246 and encodes 71 amino acids. NCBI's taxonomy places the organism in Eukaryota, Fungi, Basidiomycota, Agaricomycetes, Agaricales, Hydnangiaceae. The record is from RefSeq and is a predicted model, not a curated record.
UUCACCCCUCCACAAACCACCAGUGGCAAAAUGGCGUCAGGACCUUAUCCUGGGAUGCGACAAAUGAUUGAAAUCGUCAACAAGACCUCGGCUGUUGACCUCAUUUUCGAGAGGGUGUACGAGAAAGCGAAGGAGUGGGAGGAUGCCGAGAAACGGGGAGAUGAUCCGGAUAAGAUCAAGGCGAUGGAUUUUAGUGCGGGUGCUGCUGUGAGUCUUUUUGCGGCUAUUGUACCCAUGGGCGCUUGA